Molecule: messenger RNA, 3075 nt
Organism: Marchantia polymorpha subsp. ruderalis
Lineage: Eukaryota; Viridiplantae; Streptophyta; Marchantiopsida; Marchantiales; Marchantiaceae
Source: the annotation of a GenBank genome assembly
CAGGGGCCAAGUGGAUAAUCAAUAUGGAGCAAGGGAGGAAUGAUGGGACGUAUUUCUCUCCUUCAACGAGGAAAUUGGAUCGAGAUUGACCUACUUGGACAUGCAUGCGUGCUUUCGACAGAUCUAAACGAGGGAGACGAGAAGCGUCGAACAAUAUCGAUCGGAGAUCUAAACUAAACUGAACAUACAAGUACACAAGACCCUUGGAUUGCAUGGAUGCCUUCUCCACCUACCCCUUGUGGAAUGUCCAAUCCCCACCUACAGGCCUGGAGUUGCCACAGGCAGUUUGGGUUACUAAUCCAAUUGGUUAGGGUUAUGAUGAAACCAAAUUUUUUUCGCGGUUUAGAGAUAUGUUGGUCCUGUGUCAUUUCGAUACUCCUAAUUUCUAUUCUGUGAACGGUGUCGUUCGUUUUGUUGUCCGUCGAGGCCUUCUGUAUUGUAGUGAGAGAGUGCACUUCGCACUGCUGCAGCGGCAGCAGUGCGAAGAAAACUCAUGAGACGAUGGAGAAUCGCAGUCGCGGGCAUUCUCUUUCGGAUCACAUCUGUGUCGGCUCAAAGAGCCGCAGGUGCGCUCCGCCGGGAUGGAGUCUCCGGGCGAAUAAUGUUCUCCUGAGCUCGAAGCUCUCAGAGCAAAGCGCGCGGUCUUCGAUGCACAGGUUCGAAUCACGGACCUGACUCCAGCAAGCCAAAGGACGAGAAAACCUAGAGCGAAUUUACACGAGCCACCUGUUGCCAACCGUGUGUUGCUUGCCUCCUUUCUCGCUCGUACUGGCACCACGGGCUACGGGAAAUGGCUCGGUCUCCAGUCUCGGAGGUCGACGCUGCCUAGUCCUAUUCAACGAAACGGAUGCCCUCACGCCAAAUCUCGGCUCUCGUGGUCGUCGGUCGUCCCACAAUGGCAGGCCCGGAUUGUAUUACGCAAGACGUUAUACCGGUCGUCUACAUACAGAAUUGUUGUACUGUAACCCACUUAAAUGGCAUGUCGGUCAAAUGAGUGACUGAUGAGUGAACUCGAUGACCGAUCCGGAGCGAGCAUAAGAUUGCCCACGGGCUCGUCGUCGUCCACAAUCGUAUUCUUGCAGCGAACGCGGAUGAUUCGAAGCACUUGCCCGGACUAUUAGGGUUGGCCUAGACGGAGCUCGACCGAGCAGAGAGUGACUGGAAAUCGGGACCAUCAUCCGCUCGCGGCGACGCCACAGAGAUAUAUUCUUCAAUGCGUGCCUCGUCCGGGAUCGAGGAGGAGGGGCCUGUCUUGGUGCGCGCUAAAAGCUUGAGGGAACACUUGCAAAUGGCGGACGAGAGUGCGGUACACAGUCGGGACACAGGAGGAGUUUAUCACGAACGCCAGCGUCUGCAACUCUGCCUCCUGCACGCGUUGAAUAAUCUGCUCCAGGGCGAGAAUGCUUUCACACGGAAGGAGUUAGAUGACAUUGCCGAUAGAUUGCCGGCAAUGACUUCCAGCAGUGAGAGAUGGCGUCCGUGGUCUCUGAUCUUAAAGCGACAUCGGAACUCGCUGACCGGGGAUUACGACGUGAACGUCCUAAUCGCUGCUCUCGCCAGUAGACAAAAAGACGUCAAAUGGUACGAUCGGCGAAAAGGUGUCCAGGGCCUGAAUGUCGAUGAGUACGGAAGCCAGCUCGUAGGAAUUAUAGUGAAUGUACCGAGCAAAAGAUUUUGGAACUUGUGGACAGGGCGGCAUUGGGUGGCUCUCCGAGCAGUGAAUGGGCGUUGGUACAAUUUGGACAGCGAUUUUCCAACUCCCAGAGCUUUUGCACAUGGGGAAGCGGACCUCAAGAAGUAUCUGGAGGCAGUGUUCGCGGAAAGCGGUGAAGUUCUGAUUGUUACCGAGGGAAAAGCCGAUGGUGCGUAGUGAGGGCCAUCCUGGAGUUCAACAACUGAUUAUCUUUUGCACUAUUCUGAGGAUUUAGGUUAGCUCUUGGACGACGAACUGGACGAAAAAUCUUACGGGGAUCAUCGCUCCCAUCGUGUGUAACCCGAAAUCGAACAUUUUGAGAUUCUUGCUUCAGGCAAUCGCAGGAAUUACAUGUCUAGAGCAAUACACAGAAAGAACUCUGCAGAGCAUCGCAUUCCUUGUGUAGGAGAGGCGUCGGCGGCCAGUAGUUGAUUGCUCUCUCCAUUGCUCAGAGAAAACCAUGUGAUCUAAUCUUCUAUUUCCUUUAUAAACCAGAGUUUUGCACCGGGUGAAGUAGAGAAUGGCUUAAACCCCCGUCUGAUUGUGGAAUCACGGUUUCUUUCUUCGUUAUCGUACAAUUUCAGGGACAAAGAUACGGGAGUCGUUGCUUUCUGAUCAGCAAUUGUUGUAAAUUUGAACAAGCUGAGUGUUCGUUUUUCGAAUAGUGAUUUUUCGAAAGUAUUUAGACCCGCACUUGUUUUUGUCCUGUGGCUGGACCUUCGCAUCAGUAGCGAACGCUGCACAAGAGUUCAGAGGUUCUAGUGCUCCGUCGUUUCAGUUUCGUCUUCUCCCCUAGGCUCAAGAGACCAGAUUGAGGCGAUGAGACAUACCAAAUUCCGACCAAAAUAAUGCACCGGAACUUUGGCUGACGCAGAAGUUGACAAGGAUUUUCGCUCCUUCGCUAGCACACCCGUUGACCAAAACGCUGGUACCCCGAGGCUCUGUAAUUCAGUGCUGGAUGUACACACCUCAUCACGAGGAUAUUCCUCCUUCAGACGACUCAGACCUUUUUUUAUGGUCAAUGCGGAUCCCACUCGAUGUCCACUCGAGUGACCGUUAUUCACAAUUCACCGCUUGACCGCACUCCUCUGUAUGCAGUUCUUAAAAUCACCCUAAGUUGGGACUAUUACUUCAGCUGAACGGUGUUGUGUUGCUUGAAGUCUGAAAGCUGGUAAAUUGCAAUCUCUUGGGGCUAUGUUGUUGAUACAUCUCACGCUCUGAUACGGCUGCAGUUCAAAGCUUAGAGUUGAAAUGGACUCGGAUUCAAGGCACGUCUGUGUUUAAUCUUUGAUCCGCAAUCGAUCCAGUUAUAUCGUGCCGACCGAUGACAUGAUCAUGUGCCAAUCCUUCUGAAGAAAUCCAGUGUUCAUCUGAAUCUUCAC